This is a messenger RNA of Pundamilia nyererei, 1894 nucleotides long. RefSeq names its product NIMA-related kinase 11 (gene nek11). Bases 78 to 1589 code for a protein of 503 amino acids. The transcript has 15 exons. NCBI's taxonomy places the organism in Eukaryota, Metazoa, Chordata, Actinopteri, Cichliformes, Cichlidae. Gene Ontology annotation, molecular function: protein kinase activity; ATP binding. The record is from RefSeq and is a predicted model, not a curated record. Gene Ontology annotation, biological process: protein phosphorylation.
UUGCGCGUUCGUUGUUUUUAGUUUCCAUGGAAACACGGAAGUCCGCCAUCCAGAGUUGCUGCAGGUGAGCUGACAGGAUGCCUCGGUUCCAGGAGGUGGCAGCCGGCCAACCUUUGACCCCCGGAGGCGGUGGUCUGGUCGCUAAGCGAUACAGCAUCCUGCAGAAUCUGGGCCGAGGAAGUUUUGGUUCGGUUUUUCUGGUUCAGGAUGCCAAAGCUGCAGAUGGAGAGAAGCUGAAGGUGCUGAAGCAGAUUCCUCUGGGUGACCUUCGACCCGACGAGACGGUUAGAGCCACUCAGGAGGCCCAGCUGCUGUCUCAGCUGCACCACCCGGCGAUACUGACCUUCUACCACAGCUUCCUGGAGAGAGACGCCUUCUGUAUAAUCACAGAGUACUGCCAGGAUCAGGAUCUGGACUGUAAGAUAGGAGAGGUGAGACGAGCUGGGCGGAGCCUUCCUGAAAGCCAGGUCGUUGAUUGGCUCAUCCAGCUCCUGCUCGGCCUUCGCUACAUACACGACAGGCGGAUCCUCCACCGAGAUCUGAAGGCCAAGAACAUCUUCCUGAAACGAAACCUCGUUAAAAUCGGUGACUUUGGUGUUUCCUGCCUGCUGAUGGGAUCAUGUGACCUGGCCACCACCUUCACAGGGACUCCGUACUACAUGAGCCCAGAGGUGCUGAGCCACCAGGGCUACGACUGCAAAUCUGACAUCUGGGCUCUGGGCUGCCUCCUCUACCAGAUGUGCUGCCUGACUCACGCCUUCCAGGGUCCAAACUUCCUGUCUGUGGUGAUGAAGAUCGUGGAGGGAGACACGCCAGCGCUGCCCGCCGCCUACUCUCCAGAUCUGAACUCUGUCAUGCGGAGGAUGCUGCAGAAACAACCAACAUCCAGACCGACGGCGGCUGAGCUCCUCAAGAGCAGAUUCAUGGAGGAGAACAUGCAGAAAAUGAAGGACAGGUUUGUCUUCGUCUCGUCAGAGAGAGGAAAGAGCGAUGCUGCAGCCAUCGCUAAGCACAUGCAGACGAAGGUUCACCUGCAGACGCUCAGGGACAGGUCAGAGGUGGAGAAGAUGACCCCCAGAGAAAGGAUGAGACUCCGCAAACUGCAGGCUGCUGAUGAGGAGGCCGGGAGACUCAGGAAACUGGCUGAGGAGAAGUACGAGGAGGUCCACACCCGCAGGAGGGAACUGAGGAGCCGCCAUUUCCAAAAAGUCAGUGUGGAUGUUCUGAAUGAGAGCAGAGAGGGCGGAGCCUGCCGGAGUCAGGCUCAGCCAAUCAGCAGCCAGAAUCACCAGAACGCUGGAGGGUCGGCGCCAAAACCGAAGCAGGACGAGUCAGAACCAGAACUGCACGAUAUCCCUGAGGAUCCCCGGGCUGCAGAAGUUUAUUACAACCAGGACAGGUUCGACUCGUGCUCAGAGGACGACGAGCCAGCGGCACCUGCAGAGACUCUGUACCUGUCUGACCCACAGGUCAGUGAGCUUGAGGCCAUGAUGAAGCACAUGCAGGAGGUUCUGGAUGAGGAGCUGAGUGGAGACCCAGCAGGGCCAGAGGCCCCUCGGAGCCCCGCCCAUCAACCGCAGCCAGUCUGAGAACUCCAGCAGCAGAGACAGCGAGUCCUCCACCUCCUGUUAGUUUGAGGAUCUGAUCCAGAACCUUUUGUACUGGAGGACAAUAAUGAAGCACAGAUGUUACCAACUUGCUUUGAGCAAGGCAGCAGACUUGUUCCUGUUUUAGCUGAACUGAUUUAGGAAUAUUUAGGAUUUCUUAGUUUUUUUCUGGUCUGUCUCCAUGAAAAUAGUUUUUCACAUUUUUACAUGAAGCCGUCGAUGUGCACGUCAGACGCUGGGAUAAAGUAAAGAUGCAAAGUUUAGACUCGGGCACUGCAGGUCCAAGG